GCUGGACGAGCGGAACGGCGGAACCGGGAACGGCGGAGUCGCGAGAGUGUUGUCGGACGUAGUGCCUGUGUGCCCCGAAGUGAUAAAUUGAUUUCGUCGGACGGGAGACGGCACCGGCGCGCAUCUAUGGAUAUUCCUCGCGAUACGCGUGAUUGACGAGAAACGAGAACGAACGAACGUGGAUUUUCGGAUCGCGCGCGCACGGCCUGGGGGAGAGGAAGAGCGGCAACGGUAUAAGGAACCACGACGAGGCAGCGUCGAGCGACUCUGGAGGUUUUCGCGCGCGCAGAAGGUCACCCCAGGCAAUCGCGAUGGCGACCCUGUCCUUGCGCAUCUCCAUACCGGAGAAGAACGCCACCAAGAUGAUGCAGUUCGACCCCAGCACGUCGGUGUACGACGCCUGUCGCAUCAUCAGGGAAAAGCUCGCCGAGGCCAGCAACAUGGGUCAACCGAAAGAUUACGGCAUAUUUCUCGCCGACGAGGACGUGAAGAAGGGAGUCUGGCUCGAGCCCGGGCGAAAUCUCGACUACUACAUCUUGAGAAAUGGGGAUCUGCUUGAGUACCGCCGUAAGCUCCGUACGCUGCGAGUCCGCAUGCUGGACGGAACGCUGAAGACCAUGUUGGUGGACGACAGCCAGCCCGUGGCCAAUCUCAUGGUGGUGAUAUGUACGAAGAUUGGUAUCACGAAUCACGACGAGUAUUCCUUGGUGCGCGAGCUAGUGGACGACGAGAACGAGAAUCAGAAACCCGGGAAUUUCGGCACUCUCACAUUGAAGAGGAAGAAAGAGGAGAAGGGCGAGAGGGAUGCCAAGAUGGAACAAUUGAGGAAGAAGUUAAAAACCGACGACGAAGUAAAUUGGAUAGAUCCAAGCAAGACCCUGCGCGAACAAGGCAUAGACGAAUCCGAAACCGUUCUGUUGAGGAGGAAAUUCUUCUUCUCGGACCAAAACAUUGACAGUCGCGAUCCUGUACAAUUGUCGCUGUUAUAUGUGCAAGCGCGAGACGCAAUUCUGGAUGGCACGCAUCCGAUUACGCAGGAAAAGGCCUGCGUUUUCGCCGGGAUUCAGUGUCAAAUUCAAUUUGGCGAUCACAAAGAGGAGAAGCAUAAAACGGGUUUUCUGGAUCUUAAGGAAUUUCUGCCGCAAUCGUAUGUGAAAGUGAAGGGAAUCGAGAAGAAGGUCUUCGCGGAGCACAAAAAGCACAUCGGACUCUCGGAGCUGGAUGCCAAGGUCCUGUACACGAAAACCGCCAGGUCGCUGAACACGUACGGCGUCACGUUCUUCUUGGUGAAGGAGAAGAUGAAGGGCAAGAACAAGCUGGUGCCGCGUCUACUCGGCGUGACGAAGGAUUCAGUCCUGCGACUCGACGAGAAGACGAAGGAGAUUCUGAAGACAUGGCCGUUGACGACCGUGCGGCGUUGGGGCGCGUCACCGAAUACCUUCACCCUCGACUUCGGCGACUAUUCUGAUCAAUAUUACAGUGUACAGACUACCGAAGCAGAGCAGAUACUUCAACUGAUCGCCGGUUACAUCGAUAUUAUCCUGAAGAAACAGAAAGCGAAGGAUCACUUCGGUAUCGAGGGAGACGAGGGAUCCACCAUGGUGGAGGAUAGCGUGUCGCCACUGAAAGCCACCAUCAUGCAACAUGAGACCAGCAAUGUUGGCAAAGGGAAUGUAGAAGCCGUCUCAGUCGCGAUACCAGCUGUUAUGAGGGCGGGAGGAGACGGGGCUCGACCGUAUGGAACCGGCCACAUAGGUGGUGCCCAGUACACGACCGUCAGCGGACAGGUGAACAUCGCUCAUGCUCCGCCUAUGGUCCAACAAACCAAGGUGACAUCCGUCCUAUCUGAACCGCAACGUGCCUUACUAUCGACCAUCACCGCCGGUCACGAGGUGAUCCACAUCGCCGAGACGGAACUCAUUACGAAGGCUACGCUACCCGAGCUCGGCACGGAUCCGGCGUCCCUAAGAUGGAUCGAGCAGACGAUCGACACCCACAAGCAGAACGUGGGCUCGCAGAUCGCGGCGAUGAACGCCGCGACCGCCCAGGUGGUCACGUUGACUUCCGGGCCAGCGGACGAUGUCGAUCACACCGCAGUGGGAGCGGCGAUUACCACGAUCGCCACGAAUCUGCCGGAGAUGACGAAGGGUGUGCGGAUGAUAGCGGCUCUCAUGGACGACGAGUCGUCCGGCGAGCGACUGUUAGACGCCGCCAGGAAACUCUGUUCCGCGUUCUCCGACUUGCUGAAGGCCACGGAACCGGAGACCAAGGAGCCUUUCUACAUAACGUCUACGCUCUACGGACAAUAUCCUCGGCAGAAUCUAUUAAAUGCGGCAUCGCGAGUGGGUGAGGCGUCGCAUCAAGUAUUGACAACUAUUGGUGAGGAGGACGACUCGAAUCGCGAGCUGCAAGACAUGUUGCUCGCUCUCGCUAAGGCCGUGGCCAAUACCACCGCUGCUCUGGUAUUGAAAGCGAAGAAUAUAGCAGCCACGUGUGAGGACUCGGCCACGCAGAAUAGAGUGAUAUCGGCUGCGACGCAGUGCGCGCUGGCUACAUCUCAGCUCGUGGCUUGCGCCAAGGUCGUAGCGCCGACUUUACACUCGCCCGCUUGUCAAACGCAGUUAAUGAACGCCGUUCGCGAGGUGACCAAGGCUGUGGAGCGCCUGGUUCAGGUCUGCAACGAGACGUGCAGUGAUGACAACUUGCUAAAGGAACUCAGCGUUGCCGCUGCCGAGGUCAGCCGCACCUUGAACGACCUUCUCAAUCACAUCAAGACCGCCACUAGAGAGCGCGCCAAGGAAUCCAUCCAGGAAGGCGCGGUGGAAACCAUCUUGGUCGCGACGGACAAACUGUUCGCCAGCACCGGUGACGCCGGCGAGAUGGUACGACAGGCGAGAGUGGUUGGUCAGGCUACUGCACAGUUGAUUCAGAGCAUCAAAGGCGAGGCGGAGAGGCAGACUGACUCGGACCAGCAACAACGUUUAUUGGCGGCGGCGAAACUACUCGCCGACGCCACUGCCAAGAUGGUGGAGGCGGCGCGGCAGUGCGCUAGCAGCCCGCACGACGCCAGGAUGCAGGAUCAAUUGCGCCAAGCAGCGGAAGAGUUGCGAGCUGCGACCACAGCGGCAGCAACCCCGGCGUUACGUAGAAAACUCAUCACGCGUCUAGAGGCGUGCGCGAAACAGGCCGCGUCCACGGCCACACAGUGUAUCGCAGCGUCUUCUGGUGCCGGGCAUCACAACACUAACCCUGCCAGCCAGGAGGAGCUCAACAUGGAAUGUCGCAUGAUAGCACAGCAGAUUCCACAUCUCGUAUCGGGAGUGAAGGGCACGCAGGCACAGCCAGACAAUCCUACUGCACAGUUAAACCUGAUAAACGCUUCCGAGCAAUUUCUGCACCCGGGCACCGCCGUGGUAAAGGCGGCUAGAGCCGUUUUGCCGACCGUCACCGAUCAGGCAUCCGCCAUGCAGCUAAACAACACUUCGCAGCAGCUGGGAUCGUCGUUGGCAGACCUUCGGUCAGCAGUGACGCGUGCCAGGGAAGCCUGCGGCGGACUGGAGCUCGACGCCGCGGAGGAACUGAUAAAUAGCCUGAAGGAUGAGCUAGGCGAGUUUUAUCGCGCCGUCGAGGCCGCUUCGUUGAGACCACUACCGGAAGAAACGACGGAAUCAACUGCGCUGCGACUUGGCACCACCUCGAAAAAUGUUGGAUUCGCCAUGGCGCAGCUGUUAUCCGCCGCCAAGCAGGGCAACGAGAACUACACCGGGAGCGCCGCUAGAGAAACCGCGUCGGCCUUGAAAGAUCUUACUUAUGCCGUGCGCGGCGUAGCCGCCACGUCCAAUCAGCCGGAGACGCAGAAGAAGGUGCUGAUGACGGCGGACGACGUGAUUCUGCGUUCGCUGCGCCUGGUGAAGGAAGCGCGACGUGUACUGAAGAACCCGGACGAUCCGGAGAACGAGGCUAAUCUAGCUGUGGUCGCCAAGGACGUCUCCUAUUCGUUGAACAAAUGCGUGUCCUGCCUGCCCGGACAGAGGGACGUCGACGAAGCGAUACGCAACAUCGACGACAUGACUCAAGUGCUCAACAUGAAUGAGUUCCCGCAAACGAGCAAGAGUUACGGGCAAUUGCAGAGCGAUCUCAACAAUGCCGCCGUCAAUUUGAACGAUGCGUCGUCGAACGUAGCGUCGUCCGUGCGUUCACCUAUGCAGCUCGCGAGCUCGUCGAAACAAUUUACCAAUGCUUUUGGAGAUCUGUUGAGCGUGGGUAUGGAGAUGGCGAGUCAGACGACGGUCGAAACCCGCACUCAGGUGGUGGUAUCGUUGAAGAACGUUAGCAUGACGUCAAGUAAGCUUCUCAUGACCGCCAAGUCGAUCGCGGCUGAUCCCACCGCGCCAAACGCGAAGAACCAGCUCUCGGCGGCGGCCCGCGCUGUCACCGACUCCAUAAACUACCUCGUGGACGUGUGCACCUCGGCGGCGCCCGGACAGAACGAGUGCGACAACGCCAUCAGAAACAUUCAGUCUAUGCGAUCGCUGUUGGACAACCCGAGCGAGCCCAUCUCCGACGCCUCGUAUUUCGAGUGCUUGGAGACCGUCAUGGAAAAGAGCAAGAGCCUCGGCGACGGUAUGACUGGCAUCGCGAAUCACGCGAAGAAGUCUGAACACGAGCAGUUUUCCAUCGCGGUGCGCGGAGUCUCUUCCUCAAUUUGCGGCUUGAUCGAGGCAGCCGCUCAAGCGGCCUAUCUAGCGGGUGUGAGCGACCCCACGUCUGUUGCGGGUAAACCCGGUCUGGUGGAUCAGGCGCAGUUCCUGCGAGCGGCGCAGGCCAUUCACAGCGGAUGCCAGAGUCUUGGUAAUCCAACUAGCACGCAGCAGCAAGUACUCUCGGCUGCCACCAUGAUCGCCAAGCAUACCAGCGCGCUUUGCAACGCCUGCAGACUCGCGUCCAGCAAGACCAGCAAUCCGGUGGCCAAGCGACACUUCGUCCAGUCCGCCAAGGACGUUGCCAAUUCUACGGCGUGUCUCGUUAAGGAAAUCAAGGCGCUCGAUCAGAAUUAUUCCGAUGUCAAUCGUGAAAAGUGCGCGGAAGCCACGAAACCACUGCUCGAAGCGGUCGAUAAUCUCUGCACAUUCGCGGGAUCUCCUGAAUUUGCGAGCCAGCCGGCCAAGAUAUCCAUCGCGGCUAGAGCCGCCCAGGAACCGAUCACCAGCGCCGGCAAAUCCAUCAUCGACGGCUCGUGCGCCAUGGUACUGGCGGCCAAGAGUCUCGCGGUCAGUCCGAAGGAUCCUCCGACCUGGCAGCUGCUGGCCAAUCACAGCAAGAGUGUCAGCGACUCGAUCAAAUCGCUGGUGGCAUCGAUCCGUGAUAAGGCACCCGGCCAGAAGGAAUGUGACGCAGCAAUCGAGAAGCUGUCGGCGCGCAUACGCGAGCUCGACGCCGCUUCGCUGAGCGCGGUCUCGCAGGCGCUGAUGCCGCGCCGCGAGAAUACCGUGCAGGGAUUCACGGAUCAGAUGGAGAGCAGCGCGAGCGAACUACGCGAGAAACUGGAGCCGUUGCGCACCGCCGCCAAGUACGAGGCGGAGAACGUCGGCCACGCCGUCAAUCAGAUCGCCCUUUACUCGGAACCGCUCGUCUCCGGCGCGAUCGGUGCCGCGUCCAAUAUGGUGCACUCGAAGCAGCAGAUGGUGCUGUUGGAUCAGACGAAGACCGUAGCCGAGUCCGCGCUACAGCUGAUCUAUGUCACCAAGGAGUCCGGCGGCAAUCCGAAGGCUGUCGCGUUGCACACCGAGGUGGACGAAACCGUCGAGUCCACCAAAGACGCGCUUCAGGAGCUGCAGAACACCUUGGAGACUAUAUCAACGUCCGCGGGCAUCGUUACCGGCCUGAUUGACACGAUUUCUCGCGCGAUGGUGAGAUUGGAGGACCAUCGUAUGUCCACUAUCGACACCGUGGAUUCUUACGUGGAUUAUCAGACGAGGAUGGUGGAAGCUGCCAAAGAGAUCGCGCGGUUGGCGCAAGAAAUGUCGACCAAAUCGAGCACUGACGUUGCCAGAUUGGGACCCCUAGCGGUCGAUAUAUCGCACAAGUACACCCAACUAGCUCGCGAUACCUCCGGGGCGUCCGCGGCUGCCUCCAACGCCGACGUAUCCGCUAGGCUUCGUACCGGAGUGCAAGAACUCGGCCGGGCCUGCGCGGACAUCGUGCGCGCCGCCGGCACAUGCCAAAUGUCACCCGGUGACGCUUACGCCCAGCGAGAGGUCGCGGAGUACAGCAAGAUCGUGACCGAGAAGGUAUCGCAGGUGUUGGCCGCAUUGCAGGCGGGCUCGCGCGGCACUCAGGCGUGCAUCAAUGCCGCCAGCACGGUCUCCGGCAUUAUCGGCGACCUCGACACUACCAUCAUGUUCGCCACCGCCGGCACGCUGCACGCCGAGAACGAGGGCGACACGUUCGCCGAUCAUCGCGAAAAUAUCCUGCAGACCGCGAAGGCCUUGGUGGAGGACACGAAGACAUUGGUGGCCGGAGCGGCGUCCUCGCAAGAACAGCUGGCCGUCGCGGCGCAGAACGCGGUGUCGACGAUCGUUCAGCUCGCCGAGGUCGUCAAGUACGGCGCGGCCAGUCUGGGCAGUCAGAAUCCGGAGGCCCAGGUGAUGCUGAUCAACGCCGUGAAGGACGUCGCAUCUGCGCUUGGCGACCUCAUACACGCCACCAAGGCCGCUAGUGGCAAGCCCAUCAAUGACCCCAGUAUGGCGCAUCUAAAGGAUUCCGCCAAGGUAAUGGUGACCAACGUAACGUCGCUGCUGAAGACGGUGAAGGCCGUGGAGGACGAGCACACGCGCGGCACCAGGGCGUUGGAGUCGACGAUCGAGGCCAUAGCGCAGGAGAUCCGCGCGCUCAGCAGCUCGGAGACGCAGAGGAGCAACGUGACGCCGGAGGACCUCGUGCGCUGCACGAAGAGCAUCACCAUAUCGACGGCGAAGGCGGUCGCCGCCGGGAACAGUUGCAAGCAGGACGACAUAAUCGCCGCCGCGAAUAUGGGCAGGAAGGCCAUCAGCGACAUGCUGACCAUCUGCAAGGGCGCGGCCCACAAUUGCGCCGAGACCACCGAGCUGUGCGAGCGUACCCUCCAAGCGGGCCACGACGUCGCCAUUAAUUAUCGGGAGCUGCUUCAGGCCAUUCUGCAGAUAUCGUCGAGAUCGGGCGACGCCAAGCACACCCUGCCGAUGAUCUCGCGUAAGAUCGCGCAGAGCGUAACAGAGCUCGUGGCGGUGGCGGAGCUGUUGAAGGGCAACGACUGGGUCGAUCCCGACGAUCCCACGGUGAUCGCGGAGAACGAAUUGCUCGGGGCGGCCGCCAGCAUCGACGCGGCCGCCAAGAAGCUAGCCAGUCUGAGACCGAGGAGAAGCAUCCAGGAGGCUAACGAAGAUAUGAACUUUGACGAGAUGAUUCUGGAAGCCGCUAAAUCAAUCGCCGCCGCCACUUCGGCGCUGAUAAAGGCCGCAAGUGCCGCUCAACGGGAACUCAUCGCGACCGGCAAGGUGUCGCGCACGCCGCUGACCAGCUCUGACGACGGCCAAUGGUCCGAGGGUCUUAUCUCUGCCGCUCGAAUGGUGGCAGCCGCCACUCACAGCCUCGUGGAGUCCGCAAACGCUCUCGUUCAAGGAGUAAGCUCCGAGGAAAAGUUGAUUUCCAGCGCUAAGCAAGUUGCUAGCAGCACGGCGCAACUGUUGGUCGCUUGCAAGGUCAAAGCCGACCCUGACAGCGAGAGCACGAAACGUUUGCAAGCGGCUGGUAACGCCGUGAAACGUGCUACCGAUAAUCUCGUACGUGCUGCGCAACAGGCUAUCCAGCAAGAGGAGGACAGAUCGUUGGUCCUGAACCGCCGCAUGGUGGGCGGUAUCGCGCAGGAAAUCGACGCACGCUCGGAGGUUUUGCGAAUUGAACGCGAGCUGGAGGAGGCCCGAGGCAGGCUGACCGCCAUUCGUCUGGCUAAAUAUAAGAAUCGGCCGGAUCUGGCUGACGGAGACGGCGACGUAGCGGUCGAUCAGAGCGGCUACCAAAGUUACACCACCCGGUACGAGACCAGAGCGUACGAGCCGCAGACCUCGCCGAUCCAGACGAUGAAUCAUACUCUGGACCAGUUGCAGUCCACCACGCAACACAUCAGCCACCAGUUUGCCGAUCAGCAGAGUCUCGUGAGUCCGGAAAAGGUGCACUCGACGCAGAGCACGCUCGAGAGAAAGAUGAAGGACAGCCAGUACCGGUCCACCGUGGAUCAGUACGGAUCGCUCGACAGGAAGUACACUGUCGACGGUUAUCAGGAUAGGAGCCCGUACAUCGUCACCGAGAGGAAGAUCAUAACGGACAAUUCACCCGGGCAGUACAGUUCGAUCGAGCGAAGAAUCAAUCAGGAGAGCUUCGCCACGGAGAGAAAACACGCGGACGGGAUCACUUUGUAUCCGCCGCCCCAGCAUAUCUCGUACUCGACGAAAUCCCCGACCCCGAAGAUCGUCCAGGAGCAAACGACCGAGGACCGAAAGUCUCCGCAGGAUCAGCUCAAGUAUUCAACUGAUCGGUUCUCAGGCGUCAGUCCGAUGAGCACGUUUCGCUCCGAGAAGCAGGUGGACACCCAGCGAUUCAGCGGCGGUAUUCCGCAGCACCAAACGUUCAAGAAUGUUGAGAGUAAGGUCAUUCCCGGCGGCAGAGUCGAGACCAUUACGACGAAGGUGUACUCGUCCACGCCCGGCAAGAGUAGCAGCAGCUCCAACUACGAGACCACCGAGGAGACCAAGCAGUUCACAACGUCCGGCAACGAGCUGUCGACGUUCAAGGGCAACGACACCGAAGAGCGCACGAUGAAGCAGUCGAUGCACAAGGUCACGGAGAAGAAGACCGUCACUAUGACGACGUCGAGUCGGCAGGAGUCCAACACCAAAACCUUUCGUUACGAGGACAAGCAGUGAGAAGCGAAAAUAACGAAGCUCGCUGCAUACUAUCGAAACUGCCGGUAAUUUCGUCCGGAAACGAUCUUGAAAGAAGUGACUUGUCCAAAUUCAAGUAGCCUAAUAAGAAAUGCGGUAUGAAAAGUUUGACGAAGCACAGAUAAAAUUAUUUUAGUACGAUAAACAGUUUUCUCAAUUGAGAUCAACGACGUAUCGAGCUUUGAAAUUGAGACCGGAAUGAGAAUGAGGAGGGAUUCGAAAUGAGGCGGAAGGAUAAUACGCGCGGCAGAGUUAUUUAUUAGCGAAAGCGAUAGAAAGUGCCCUUAGAUAGAUGUAACACUCGUGCUUUCGAUCAGCAGCCUUACGAACGUAUUUUAAUCGUGGAUGUUUCGUAGCCGCGAGCCAUGGAUCGUUUCUCGAUAGCCAUACGACCGAUCUUACGAGACGCGAGUCGAUUGCACAUAACAUUACGCGUAUAGGAGAACGCUGACCGUUUUACUUUCGCAUUCGCACAGUAGGUUUCUUCUUUUUUUUUCUUCGCUUAUACAACUCGAGGAUGAUAGAGAUAAUUACGCGCUUGGUUUAAUAUAGAGUUAAUCUUACGUUUACUCAUUUACGGUUUAAGAACCACCGGAUUAACAAGAGAAGCAACAUAUCAUUUAAUUUUAUUAAUUUUUCCCGAUGUCGCGCGGUGCCGAGGACAGGCCCGGCGACGCGCCACCGCUAUUAACACUUUCCGUUUUCUCGAUUAACCCACCCCGUCCCAUCCGGCGUUUUACCGCGUCUCUAUUUAUUCUGAGGAUCCUCCACACUGUCGCAAAACACUGGCUCUUUAUCCCUUUUACGUAUCUUUUACCGCGAUUCUGCUCCUAACAGCACAUGUAGAUUCUGCUGAGAAAGUGUUCAGAGGAUACCGGACAAAAAUAUGGGAUAUCAUAGAGAUGUUCUCGGUAUACUAAAUGCAUUUACAUUUUGCAACAGUACUGAGUCAACAUGGUGGGCUGUUAGGGACGUACCGUUAAUCUGCAGGCGGUAGCUCGUUUUCGAAUUGAAUUUACUUACGUAAGUUCAUAUACGUGAGUUUUCGCUAGUAAAUUUAUUUUUUAAAAAAUGUAUGUAAUAUAUAUAUAUAUAAUACAUAAUACAUACAUAUAUUUUUUUAGCCCAGCUAGGCUUCUGCGAGUGAUCGUACAGUGCAAUUGUUCUAUUCGCCCUCGCGAUUAGAUAAGCUACACAAGUAUCCCUUAGUAUACGAAAUUCGGGGUGGUCCCCGCGCCGCGACAGAAUCGCGAUCGUCUAGCGAGAGAAGUGCCUACCGAGCUGCCGCUUCCCUCCUACUUAAUGUGCUCUCGUAGUGCGAUCUUAAGGAGUCUCUAAUAUUACCAAAAAUCGAAUGCUUUACUAAUGUGUUUAAUGGAAUGCGUGUGUGGACGAGUGUGUCGGUCCCAACGAACGGCCAACGUCGAGCUCUUCCAGAGCGAUGCGCGCAAUAUUUCACUAUUCAGGAGGGAUCGCUCGUCGCGAGCCUGGGUGUCUCCAGGCAAGCCGGAGGUCUUAAUAACGAGAUGAAUCGGAAACUCAGUCAACCUCUGGCCGAUCUCUUUCAUCUCUGAUUGAUUCCGCCAGCCAAUUUUGGCUCCGUACUUGCGCCGCGGUGAAUUACAAAACGGAGAAGCAGUUAUACAUUGCGCGAAUAAUUUUCUUCGACUUACGCGAGAGCUUGGCUGGAUUUGAGAUCAAUCGUGAACGGUGCGCAUCGCGGUUUGUGUGGAUCUUUAUAAUUCUAGACGAAUGUGCCAUGAUAUAUAACAAAUGUAUCGCAAGAUGAUGAAUUAUAUAUAUAAUUAUAUAUAAUAAAGAUAUACAUAGAUAUAUAUUACAUGUAUGCAAGAAAUGCAGCGAUCUUUAUGAAUGUAAUAACGUUUUGCAUUGUUUUAACGAUUUAUAUUAUAUGGAAGAUAUUUUUUUAAUAGUUGUUCUAUAAUUGUCUCUUAUACGUAGAAAUAUCUUUUAGAUCUAUUUUUCACGGAAUGUUACGAGUUACGAUGUUAUAUCGGCGUAUUAUAUACAAUGUUCUUUUUACUUAUUACUAUUAAUCUCGAUUACACGACGAAAGAUAUUAUUACGGUUACUAUCAUGGUUUGUAUUAUUAAUCUCUUUUGCCAUUAUUAAAAUCCAGAUAUUUAUACAAAAGUAACUAAUAAAGAGUUUCUAACA
This is a messenger RNA of Vollenhovia emeryi, 11156 nucleotides long. RefSeq names its product talin-1 (gene rhea). The transcript is spliced from 15 exons. The record is from RefSeq and is a predicted model, not a curated record. Gene Ontology annotation, cellular component: ruffle; plasma membrane; focal adhesion. The coding region runs from base 312 to 8960 and encodes 2882 amino acids. NCBI's taxonomy places the organism in Eukaryota, Metazoa, Arthropoda, Insecta, Hymenoptera, Formicidae. Gene Ontology annotation, molecular function: integrin binding; structural constituent of cytoskeleton; actin filament binding. Gene Ontology annotation, biological process: cell-cell adhesion.